UCGGUGAACACGUGUGCAGCGCUCUUCACUUGGAGAAAAAAAAAUUUGACAUAAGUUUCUGAAAUUACCAAGCAAGUCAUCCAAUUUCUCCCCCCCUACCAACAAUCGUCUAAAGAGAAAGUACUGCAUACUGUCCGAGAAAAUUGACUUGCGACAGUGGGACAAUGGACGGGAUAUCCCAGAACAUUCAGACUUCAGGAUUUACCCUGGACUUGGGACCCCUGAAAGAGCCCUUGGCAUUUAUUAGAGUGCUCGAAUGGAUCUUCUCCAUAUUUGCCUUCGCUACGGCGUCGGGUUACGCCGGCGCUACGAGCAUCAACGUGCAGUGCCAGGGUCGCAGCACCAGCCAAGAAAUCACUGCCGUCUUUAACUACCCGUUCAGGCUGAUGGCCCAUCCAUACAUCGUCCCCUCCUGUAACAACGACUCUAGUACUAUCCAGCUCUAUCUGACCGGCGACCACUCCUCCUCAGCUGAGUUCUACGUCUGUAUCGGGGUGUUUGCCUUCCUCUACAGCACCGCCAGCCUGGUGAUCUACCUGGGCUACCAGCACGUCUACAGGCAGACCAGCCGCGGCCCCAUUGUGGACCUGCUGUUGACAGCAGCUUUUACCUUCCUGUGGCUGGUGUCCUCCUCUGCCUGGGGUAAAGGCCUGACUGAUGUGAAGUGGGCUACCAGCCCCUCUAACCUGGUAGGCUUAAUCUCCACCUGCAAGGACGUCGGUAACAAGUGCACACCAGGAGCUGUGCCUCACAUGGGGCGACUCAACUCCUCUGUGAUCUUUGGAUUCCUCAACCUGAUAUUGUGGGGUGGUAACUGCUGGUUCAUCUUUAAGGAGACGCCCUUCCACAAGUCAGCCAACCCCCUUGGUGACGCCGAGGAGGGUUUAGGUGUCAGGCCCAUGACUUCCUAACUGGGCAGCAGUUCCCUGCUGUCAACGGCUACGUUCCAGACUGCAUGCAAAGCAGUUGCACUGCACAAAUUAACCAAUCUUGGGGGCGAAUCUUAACUUUGACUCAAAUUUGCACUUAGUCAUAUGCAUCGAUGCCUAUGGUAGACAAUGUGCCUUUUGUGGAAGUGAAGAUUUGCCCCUAAUGUGAUUUCUGACUUGUUAAACACUGGUGUCUUUUGAGGUGUGUUUUGAGAUUUCGUUGUGUGUGCUUUUUUGCUGCCGAUCUGUACCCGGGCCUGAAAUUCCCUCCAACCAAGUAGUUCCUACAUUAUACCUUUUCCAAAUGCUUGUAAAGUCGCAUGUCUCAUUCGGUGCAAAACGCUGCUUAGAAAUGUCUUCUAGUAGGUUAUUAAGUUGGAAACCGUUUCUUUUGAUGCAUUCACAGUGCCACGUUUAUUAUUACAAAGUGUUCGAAGUGGUCCAUUUUUAAGUUCUCUAAAUGGGUACAAAACCGAACCCAAGCUAUUACGGAAGGGGGAACGCCAUACAAUUAGGUCAGAACUAGUUUUGGUUCGUGCAGGUAAUUGUUUAGUUUCGCAGUAAAUCCAACGAUCAAAUGCAUCCCUCCGUUUUAUUCAGAGUCAAAACGUGUGAAUUUAUUUUGUUGAUCAGAAACCUUUUUUUAUUUUUUUUCAUUUUAUGCUGUUACUUUGAGGAUGGUUUAGUGUUUUUGUUGUGUAUUUAUAUAUAUAUAUAUAAAAAAAUCAGUGCUUAUAUCAAUGUUAUAACAAGAUUAACAAACUGUUAUUCUCUCUCUGCUUGUUAUUUGGCAAAUUAAAAUAAAUAUUCACUCCGUUUUUUUAAAUGGUUUGACAUUUCAAGUGAUGCCAAAAGCCAGGGAUCAUCAACUAGUGUAGAUUCAGCUGCAGGCCGAUUUAUUUUUAUGUAAAAACAUUUUUUUUUGUCGAUGAUGAAGGGGGGGGGGGGGGCAGGAGAACAUUAAUUACAAAUAAUUUAUAGACUGCAAGAAAUCCAAACAGAUGUAUUUGACUGAAACGUUACAAACCUUGCUUACAUUUGAAAUUCGAUCACAUAUCUCUCUGAUGCGUGGGACUACUUUGAAAAGAUGUUCCAAAUUAAAAGCACUUGGUGCUGAUUCGCUGGUGGGGUUUUUUUUCUUAGUCUUAUGUCCAACAAUUUAGAUCAAUUGCUCAGUAAGCUUUGCAGGCCAAAUAACAUCAAUCUGGCCCGCAGGUCACCAGUUGGGGAACCCUGCCAUCAGCAAUCCUACAGUACUUCCUGCCAUCAGCAAUCCUACAGUACUUCCUGCCAUCAGCAAUCCUACGGUACUUCCUGCCAUAAGCAAUCCUACGGUACUUCCUGCCAUCAGCAAUCCUACAGUACUUCCUGCCAUCAGCAAUCCUACAGUACUUCCUGCCAUCAGCAAUCCUACAGUACUUCCUGCCAUGUCUUUGAAAUGUGCCUUUUUGUCCCUCUGUUGUGCAGCAUGGUUUGCCAUAUUGUUUUAACAAUGUUGUAAGAAAAUAAAGCCAUCAAAACUCCUGUUUUUUCACGC
This is a messenger RNA of Oncorhynchus mykiss (rainbow trout), 2466 nucleotides long. RefSeq names its product synaptophysin-like protein 2. Gene Ontology annotation, cellular component: synaptic vesicle; synaptic vesicle membrane. NCBI's taxonomy places the organism in Eukaryota, Metazoa, Chordata, Actinopteri, Salmoniformes, Salmonidae. The record is from RefSeq and is a predicted model, not a curated record.